UCUCUUCGCGCAUGGCACACAGUUGAUUUGCUACAAGUAAAAUCACGGUCUUUGCGGCGAAUCAUAUAAUAAAAUCAUGAUGAUUCGAUUGAUUUUCAGUUUCGUGAUUUGCAUUUUUGUUACGGCGAGCUUUGUGGAUACGUAUCCAUACAAAUAUAACGAUAAUAAUGUACUUGAGGAACAGAAUGUGAAUCUUAUGCAAUUGCUAAUAGAUAUAUUUCAUCGUGGUUAUAAACAAAAAGAACAAGGUUAUAACAAGGAAAAUCGUAGAAAUAUUGACAAUGAUCUUGAGAAUUGGACUGGACGUUGGAUGCCUGAUAGACCUGAUGAUGGAACACCACCACCUAAAAUAUUGAAGAACAAACGAUUAUAUGAAUAUGAAUCUAUCACAGAAUUUCCUCACGAGAUGUACAUGGGCCAUGUAUCACCAGAAUGUGACGAUGCUAAGACAAACUUAACUAUCGAUUGGGAUCAUACUCCAGCAGAAUAUACAUGUUAUGGUCAUAAGAUCACACCAAGCAAUAUUUCUCCAAAGAUCUACUGUGAAAACAUUCCAAAGAUGUAUAAGGCUCCUCACAAAUGUAUGAACCAAAAAAUCGAAUAUGACGACGAUAUUCCUAUUUAUGGUCCACAUAGACCUUUAUGGCCAAUUUAUGGAGAAUACAAAUUUUUGCCAAAACAGAGAUGGUUACAUAAUCUUGAGCAUGGAGCGAUCGUCAUGUUAUAUCAUCCAUGCGCGAAUCCACUGGAAGUAGAACGUUUGAAAAAUCUGGUUAAUAAGUGUCUCUGGCGACAUAUUAUCACACCAUACAGUUACCUAGACGAGGAACGUCCUUUAGCGCUUCUAUCCUGGGGCUGCAGAUUGACUAUGUCUUAUGUAGAUCCUAAACUAGUAACUCAUUUUAUACGGAAAAUGGCUCUUAAGGCUCCAGAAUGGCGGAUCGCGGAAGAUGGUCAAUUUGAGGACGGAUUACUCAGUCAAUCAGACAUAGUAUCGGAUACAACGGAUUCCGUGCUUUGUCCUAAUAUAUAAGUAAAUGUAUUAUAUAUGUAACACAAUGAUAUUUCUUAUAUUUCCAAGCUCGUAAUUAGUAUGUAAUUUCUGUUAUAUUUUGUACAUAUUAUUUUAUUGACUACUCAAAUAGUCAUCGUCUGUUUUCCAUUAUAUAUAAUAUUUAGUUAGAUGUGUGAAAAAUAUUUAUUUGCAAUAUUUUGAUUACUUAGAGUAAGUGAACUUCCCUAUAUAAUAUAUACAUAUAUAAUAUACGAUAUCUUAUAGGAAGUAUAUGGAAUAAUAACAAAUGAACUCAUAUAUAUAUAUA
Cataglyphis hispanica is the source of this 1322-nucleotide messenger RNA. RefSeq lists its product as uncharacterized. The coding region runs from base 77 to 1033 and encodes 318 amino acids. The transcript has 7 exons. The record is from RefSeq and is a predicted model, not a curated record. Gene Ontology annotation, cellular component: cytoplasm. Lineage: Eukaryota; Metazoa; Arthropoda; Insecta; Hymenoptera; Formicidae.